CAUGUACACUCUGAAGCUCGUGAUUGGCUGUGUAGCAGAAAAAGCGGCUGACUGGGCCGUGUGAUUCCGUCAACUUUAUUACGAGUUUGUAAGGGGGAAAUAAUAGAGAAAAUGGUUAAAUAAAGUUCAUUGAGUCGUUUAUUGUAACGGCUUGUUCAACAAAAACAUGUUGUCUCGAUUACUCCGACAGUUUCUGUUUACUCUCGUACAUUUGAUCGUGAAUGUAUUGGUUACGGUACAAAAUGUUUAUCUCAAAUAUUUUCACAAAAAGUUUAACAAUACGACAGUCGAGGUGACAAAAUGUGAUAUAAAAUUAAUAUUGGAGCAUGUGCCGCAAUUGACGAAAAGACCCAAACAUUUGUUGUUCCUGUCGGAUAACGAGCAUCACUCAUUGAAGGACUUGGCCAAAGUGGUUAUCUGGUGCCUUGUAGCCGGCGUUCCUUAUGUGAGCUUCCACGAUGUUACUGGGGAAUUGAAGAAAAAUGAAGAAAAGUUAUUCCAAGCUGUGGAGAGAAAUAAACGUGGCAUCCCCGGUUGUAUAAAAUGGGCCGACAAACCAGACUUGAAUGGCUACACCAAUGGCAUUCAAGCUCAUACAGUUAUAGUGAAUAUUUUCUCAAGCUACGACGGUCGGCCGACCAUAGCACAAUGCAUACGUCAGUUAGCUGAAGAAAAAAUUAAAUAUAGUAGAAAAUCUAAUGAAUUUACAGCACAAGAGUUUGAUGAAGUUCUUAAAUUUAUUUACCCUAGCAUUCCUGACCCUGAAGUUAUUUUAUAUACUGGUCCUCUAUGUACUACACGAGGUGCUUUGCCUUGGCAAAUAAGGCUCUCGGAGUUUAUACAGUUGUCAAAAGAUCAUAGUGUAAAUAUUGAUAGUUUUGUAGGUGCUAUGUAUAAAUAUAAUAAAUGUGAUCAAAGGUUUGGAAAAUGAACAAUACCGGCACUAGUAAAUUAUAUAUCCAAUUGUAAGCCUAAGUGUAGCAAUAACUACUUACUGAUAGAUGUUUAGCAUUUUCAAAUAAUGAAUGAACCUUUAAAAAACUCUAUAGGGUUUAUUGUUCGUAAAGGAGCAAUGUAACGAAAGUUUCUAUAUUUUAAAUUGGAGCUAUUUAUAUUGGUUGUAUGUGGAGUAAUUUAUCACAAGCAAUGUUUGCUAUUAGCGUAAGUUGAAUUUGCAUUGCAUUCAUAAAUAGAAUACUGAGUCAGUGAAUUUUUAACUUUAUCUACAAAAAUUGAUAAGUAUAUUUUUUGUAAACGGUCUGAAAUAACAUUUAAGCUAUAUGACGGUAAUUAACUGAUUCGAUUAUCCUCAGUUUUACACUAAAAGCUGUUGUUUCUAUCGAGAGUUUACGUCAGUGAAAGUUUUCAUUAAUAUUUUAAAAUGUAACAAAACCGAAAUUAAAUGCUUAAAUAUUU
Molecule: messenger RNA, 1416 nt
Organism: Manduca sexta (tobacco hornworm)
Lineage: Eukaryota; Metazoa; Arthropoda; Insecta; Lepidoptera; Sphingidae
Gene: Tango14
Product: dehydrodolichyl diphosphate synthase complex subunit nus1
Exons: 2
Coding region: 167-931 (254 amino acids)
Cellular component (GO): dehydrodolichyl diphosphate synthase complex; endoplasmic reticulum membrane
Molecular function (GO): ditrans,polycis-polyprenyl diphosphate synthase [(2E,6E)-farnesyl diphosphate specific] activity
Source: RefSeq, a predicted model, not a curated record